UAUGACCAAAAAAACAAAGAAGGUAGGAAUCACAGGUAAAUAUGGUACCAGAUAUGGUGCUUCUUUGAGAAAAAUAAUUAAGAAAUUUGAAAUUUCUUAACAUUAGAGAUAUUUUAACACAUUCACAGGAGCAGUAUGAAUUGAAUUGAAUAUUAAGCACUCAUUAAAAAGAUAAGCAAUUGGUAUUUGGAGAUGUACAUAAACAGGAUUACAAAUUGCAGGUGGAGCUUGGGAAGUAAAGUAAUUAAUUAAUCUAUCAUGAGUACUCCAGCUGGUUUGUCUGCUAAAUAAGGUAUGUUGAGAAUUAAGAAAUUGAAGGAAGAUGCAGAAGUUGAAGUCAAAGAUGAAAAGAAAGAUCAAAAAUAAAAGCAAUAAUAAUAGCCAAAAGAACAAAAGGAAUAACAACAAACUUAAUAAUAAGGAUAAAAAGGAAAAUAAUAAUAAGGAGGAGAUAAAAAGAGAGGAUAAGCAAAAAAACAAUGAUAU
Messenger RNA from Paramecium pentaurelia, 486 nucleotides. NCBI's taxonomy places the organism in Eukaryota, Ciliophora, Oligohymenophorea, Peniculida, Parameciidae. The record is from the annotation of a GenBank genome assembly.